UUUAAAAUUUUAUUUUAUUUUUUCUGCAAUUGCUUUGCCAGUUUUGCUUGGAGCAUUGUAAGAUGGCUCUUUUGUGUGCUAAGAAAAUAUAAAAUGUUGGUUGAGUGGUUGAUUUCCUGUUUCGCCACUGCACUGAAAAUGGUUGCCUCUUCCUGUUGUUUGGGCAGGUGCACUUUUGUUUAAAAAGCCAAUCUUUAAUUCUGCACACCAUCCUCCUUCAAUCUGGAGCCAUGUUUGGAGUUUUAAACUGCAAAAAUUCUGGAGGUGGAUCACAUUUAGGUAGCUGGAGACCAUGCUUUUCCCUAUGACCUUACCCUGUGUUCCCCUUUAUUUUCCUGUAGUUUUUUUAUUUGUAACAGAAGUGUGAUAAACUAGCGCUAAAACAAAGACGCAUGCGCAGACUCACCCAUAGGUUGUAACUGCGCAGUGUCAGUUAAUGAGAUCAAACAAUUGAUCCUCAGCAAAUUAAACAGAGUGGCAGUUAUGUCUGUUCUUCAGAAUGUGCUUCAGAGUGCUUUUAUUUUUUUUGGCCUCUUUUGUAAGGCCUCUUGCAAUAAUGAGGCCUUAACUGUGACCCAGUCCCCUCCCAGUAUAACUGUGAAGGAGGGGGAGAAGGUUCACAUGCAAUGCUGCUGGGGGGGGACUCUGAAUAUGGAGCGUGUGCGAGUGAUAUGGAACAAGACUAACACAUCUAGUGUUAUAAUAAAUACUAUGCAUUACAAAGACAAUGCAACCUGUGAAAGAAAGGAUAAAUACAGUUCUUGUUUUUCUGGAAACUGUUCCAAGUUUAAUAUUUCAAGUGUAUCUACAAACAAUACAGGUGUAUACCUCUGUAAAAUCACUAUCGAAAUUCCCAUACAUAAAGAAGGCAAUGGGUCUGGAACUCAACUAACAGUGAAAAGGACACGUAAUCCAUCCACAAAGGAAGCUGGAGGCAGCGUGAAGAAAGCUGGAGACAAAGUGAAGGAAGCUGAAGACAAAGUGAAGGAAGAUGGAGGCAGUGUACAGGAAACUGGAGACAAAGUGCAGGAAGAUGGAGGCAGUGUACAGGAAGCUGGAGGCAAAGUGAAGGAAGCCGGAGGCAGCGUGGAUAAAGCUGGAGACGGCUUGGAGGAAGCUGUAAUUUUCAUCUUGCGAUGUCUGCCUUUUCUCACCCUCCUGAUGGCCGUGUUCUGCCUGUGCAGGACUGAGACGAAAGCUGCAGCUCCAGAGAACAAGGUUCAGGAAGGUUCUGUAAAAGAGGAUGAAGAGGAAGACGAAGCUCUGAAUGAGUCUUCCACUUUGCUCCUGGAAGCCGCAGCACCUGCAGAUGCUGAGGUGGCGGACGGAAGUAUUGGGGUUUCCUGCUCCGCUCCUUCCUCGGAUGUCCCAAACCAAGACUGA
Anguilla anguilla (European eel) is the source of this 1383-nucleotide messenger RNA. RefSeq lists its product as uncharacterized. The transcript is spliced from 4 exons. Gene Ontology annotation, biological process: B cell receptor signaling pathway; B cell differentiation. NCBI's taxonomy places the organism in Eukaryota, Metazoa, Chordata, Actinopteri, Anguilliformes, Anguillidae. Bases 484 to 1383 code for a protein of 299 amino acids. Gene Ontology annotation, cellular component: B cell receptor complex; external side of plasma membrane. The record is from RefSeq and is a predicted model, not a curated record.